GUCGUUUGCCUGAUUCUUUUCCUCGAAUUGAUGUUUGGAAGCAGAACAUGAUCAGAGAUUUUUCUGAUCUUGAUCUAAGAUCAGGUUCUGUUUAUGGUAUGAGGCCUCUUCUUGAUUUUGAAAAGACAUGCUAUCACAAGGUGCUCUACCUGAUGACCUGAAGAAGUUGUUUUCAAAGUUGAUGAAUCAUGUGUAUUCAUUUAAACAAAAGUCUCAAGAAUUAAUUGUUAAAGUGUUGAAAGAGUUUGCUGACUAUGAAAGUUCAUCUAAUCGGAAUAGUCCUUCUCCUGAUCUACGAUCUAUGUCAGAAAACAUGAAUGUUGUUCCUGAAAUGAUAGAUCCUGAGGUUAUUGUUGAGAAAGUUGAAAGAGGUGCUUCUUUGGCAAAGGAUCCCAGUAAAGCUGCUGUAGAUGUUGGAUCUGGACCUUGUUCUAAGCGUGACAAUCUUAAUUUUCAUUUAGAUGGUUCCCAAAUAGAUAUUUCUCAGCCUUAUGAUUGUAGUUUUAAAAUUGCUCAUCGAGAUGCUGUUGUUGGGAAAUCUUCUUCUCUUGCAGUCCCUUUACCUGAUCUUGGUGAUGUAAUUCCUGUUGUCAAAGAUGAUGAUAUUGAUCCAAAAGUUGAUCCGAUUAAAAUGUCAUCUCAUUAUGUUACUACUCCUAUUGUUAUGCAGACUCUUCCAUUUUCUGAUGAUGACUCUCCUCACAUAACCCCUAAUUUGUCUAAGAAGUUGCCUCCUACCUAUCAGUUGAAUUCAUCCUCUAAGGCUGGUUGCUCUGCUUCUGUUCCAUUAAAUAUAUCUUCUCCUGAGGUUACUGUUGUUGGUUCUCUAAGUCUUUCUCAGAAACUAAAGUCAAUGGGCAAGAAAUCAGAUGCUCUUUAUAAUUCUAAAUUGCACAGUCCUAAGUCUGCUUUUAAAUCUUUAUCCAAGACUCGUGGAUAUCCAUGUCCUUCUCCCAACUCAUUUGGAGGAUCUUCUAGUAAAUCUGACUUCAAGCUAUCUGAUUCUUCAACUGGUGGAAAGGUUCCUAUUCAUGGACCUAGGAGGGCUGUAUUUCCCAGUCGUAUUAUGAGUGAUGAAUUUGAUAUUGUAAGGGUUACAUUCAAAGUUAACAAAUCUCAGAUUAUGAAUUACAAGGCUAUUUGUAAUUUGGCUAUGUCUCGAGAUAGUGGUAAAGAUGCAAUUAUGUCUGGAGGAGUUCGUUGCACUUUUUGGUCUCUUGGUGAAUCUUUAAAGCCUGGUGGUGUAGUGAACAAUUUCGUUAUGGCUGCUUGGUGCUACCAUUUGUACUCUCAGCCAUGUGGUCACCCUGAUGUUUCAAAAUGUCACUUCUUCUUUUCAAAUAUUGGUGAUCAACUUCUCAAAGAUGUAGAUAGUGCAAAUGAAGACAUCUUGAGAAGAGCUUUUACUCGUUCAUCUAAGACCAGGCCUCUUCAUCGUUCUGAUUUGUUGUUUUUCCCCUGUUUCUACGAGGAACAUUGGUUUGUAUUUGUUGUUGAUAUAAAGGAUCAGUGCUUUGUUUUUCUGGAUUCCUACUAUGUGUUACAACCUGAAUUCCAAGUUGAAGUUCGUGACAGACUGAUUCCAAAUUUCAAAUUUUGGUGGGAGAAACUCGUCAUGCUUGAUAUGGGUUUUGAAAUGUAUAAACUUCUUUAUCCAUUUGUUCCUAGGCAGCCUGCUCAGAACAUAUCGGAUUCAGGAGUGUAUGUUAUGAUGUUUCUUGAGUAUUGGAAAUCACCUCGUUCUUCUCUUUUUACCUUAUUCAAGGAGUCUGACAUUCCAAACUUGAGGAUCAAGAUUGCAAAUGAGCUUCUUUUUUCUCCAAAGAAUUCUGGACGAAAGGAUUUAGUUAUCGGUUACAAGUUUGUGGGCGAAGAAGCUGUGUAGAUAUUGCUGUCUCUUUCUGCUGAAGAUGGUGCUAAGAUGUUAGCUGGAUGUUAAAUACAUGUCCAAAAUGCUUUGCUUCAUUGUAAUAUGAGCCAUGGAACAUUCUAUUACAUAAAUAGUGUAGACCUUUAAUCAGUAACGCUUUGUGUGAUGAACAUUCCAAACAGUAAUGUUUGCUGUUACAUUUUCUAUAAAUAGUAUGGAUCUAAAUCAUGAUA
Molecule: messenger RNA, 2103 nt
Organism: Sorghum bicolor (sorghum)
Lineage: Eukaryota; Viridiplantae; Streptophyta; Magnoliopsida; Poales; Poaceae
Exons: 12
Coding region: 128-1885 (585 amino acids)
Biological process (GO): protein desumoylation
Cellular component (GO): nucleus
Molecular function (GO): deSUMOylase activity
Source: RefSeq, a predicted model, not a curated record